AAUGAGAUUUAGAAUAAAAGCAUUCUUUUCCUCAAAGUCAUGAAGUAUAUAAAGCAAUCACAUGCAUAUAUUCAUACUAUUUGAAAGCUCUCUCUCUCAAUUUUAUAGCCUAAAGAAAAAAAAGAAAAAAAUAAAUAAAUAAAAGAGAGUGAGUACCAUAGUAGUGAUUUUGAGGCUGAAAAUUUAGGAGUGAAAAAAAAAUUCCAUGGGAAGGCCUCCUUGUUGUGACAAAGUUGGCAUCAAGAAAGGUCCAUGGACACCUGAAGAAGAUAUCAUCCUUGUUUCUUAUAUUCAAGAACAUGGUCCAGGAAAUUGGAGAUCAGUGCCUACUAAUACAGGGUUAUCAAGGUGCAGCAAAAGUUGCAGGCUUAGAUGGACAAAUUAUCUGAGGCCAGGAAUCAAGAGAGGGAAUUUUACUCCUCAUGAGGAAGGAAUGAUUAUUCAUUUGCAAGCUCUUCUCGGUAACAAAUGGGCAGCCAUAGCUUCAUAUCUUCCACAAAGAACAGAUAAUGAUAUAAAGAAUUAUUGGAACACACAUCUAAAGAAAAAGCUGAAGAAAUUUCAAGAAGCUUCUUUAGAUAAUCCAAACCAAGUUCAAUCAUCAAACUCAACUUCUCAUCAUCAUCAAUAUUUAUCCAACAAAAGCUUUAGUGAUAGAAGUUUAGAUAUUAGCAACAAUCAUGCUUCAUCCUUAAAGCUUACUCAAUCUUCAUCAUCAACAACAUAUGCUUCAAGCACUGAGAAUAUUUCAAGGCUUCUAGAAGGUUGGAUGAGAACUUCUCCAAAUCCUCCUCCACUCAUCAAAUAUGAUCAUAAUAAUAAUAAUAAUAAUAAUAAUUUUGAUCAUCACAAAAUUACUACUACUUCCAAAUAUAUUACUGAUCAUGGAAGAGAUUUAGUUUCACAUGAAGAGUUUGAUUCUAUUCUUUCAUUUGAGAAUCUUAACAACAAUAACAAUGCUGCAGCUUGGGACAAGUCAACUUGUGAUUCUAUGCCUGAAAAGUGUUGUGCUUCUUCUUCUUCUUCUCAUCACAACAAGAAUAAUCAUAAUCAUAAUAUUAAUAUUAAUAUUAAGAAUAAUAUUAAUUGUGGUGGAGCUCCACCAUUGUCAUUUCUUGAGAAGUGGUUAUUGGAUGAAAAUGUUGGACACGUGGAAGAAAUGAUGGAAUUAUCUGAUCCAAUGUUCUAACUUUGGAAAUAUCACCAAUAAUUAUUUCCUAAGUUUCUGAUAUGUCAAAAAUUAUUCCAAUCAUAAAGAUAAACUAGGGUUUAAUCCUUAUAUUACAUGGGUUGAGGAUCUUACAAGUUAUCAUCUCUUUCAACUUGUAACUUUGAACUUUCAUUAUUUAUUACAUGUUGUUUUAUUAUUUCAAGUACUAAGGUUAAUUGCUCUUUGCAUUGUAGAAAAACUACCAAUGUUAACUUUGAGCCUAAAUAAUAAAUACAAUAACAAUUAGUUA
This is a messenger RNA of Cicer arietinum (chickpea), 1460 nucleotides long. Its product is annotated as transcription factor MYB60. NCBI's taxonomy places the organism in Eukaryota, Viridiplantae, Streptophyta, Magnoliopsida, Fabales, Fabaceae. Gene Ontology annotation, biological process: response to auxin. The record is from RefSeq and is a predicted model, not a curated record.